UUAGAUUAAUUUAGAGAAAAACAGCUACAAAUACAAUAAUAAUGUCCGAACAAAAAAUUCAACUUGCUUCUCUUCUAUUACUUAUUUGUCUCAUUUUUCCUCAAUCAAAUGCAAAACAAUGCAUCUUCGAAGGCCAAUGUGUAACUGUUGAAGACUGCAACAACAUAUGCAAAAGCGGGGAAGAUCCAUUCUUGUGCAUUCGUUCAGGCCCAAAUAGAGGCAAAUGUUGUUGUUUGAAGAAAGAUGGUUUUGUAAUAGAAUGA
Messenger RNA from Camelina sativa (false flax), 263 nucleotides. Its product is annotated as putative defensin-like protein 277. Lineage: Eukaryota; Viridiplantae; Streptophyta; Magnoliopsida; Brassicales; Brassicaceae. The record is from RefSeq and is a predicted model, not a curated record.